Erythranthe guttata (spotted monkey flower) is the source of this 2064-nucleotide messenger RNA. RefSeq lists its product as uncharacterized. Lineage: Eukaryota; Viridiplantae; Streptophyta; Magnoliopsida; Lamiales; Phrymaceae. The record is from RefSeq and is a predicted model, not a curated record.
AUGGCUACUGUUGCUGGUGUUUGUGGUGAAACCCUAUCAUAUGUGAGAAAUCCUCCUCAUUUUAAGGAUAAGGAUGAAACAGCGCAGACGUUCCGAAACGAGGGAAACUCGACACACUUCAGACACAGUUCCUCCGUCUACCAAGGAAUUUUCGAUUGUUUUUGGAUGGUGAUGGAUGCCAAAGAUAUUCAAUUAGAUCUUCAUGCCCUAAAAAGCCUAUACGGGCUUCUUGAAAAAGAUCGAAAUCGAACAUCGAACGCAGAUUCGCUGGAUGAGCAUGCGAGGCUUCUGCUGAAUAAUUUAUUAGACGCAGAAACGAAAAGGGUCCUCAAGUUACAUUCGGAGAUCAUUUCAGGUGAAGUCGAGUUGUCCAGGAAACAGGUUACUCCACUAUCGAAAUCGUUGAAAUCCAAUCGAAGCUUUGAUAAAGAUACAAAUACAGAUGGAUUAUUAGAUAUCACUUUGUGGGGCCCGCCAAGUUUUAGUGGGGCCCAAACUCGAAAGAAACGGUGCAGGGUUUGUUUGAGGAACACCGUAAAAGAACCCACGGAGGACGACGAGACAAUAUUUUUCGAUGUGGCCCAAAAUCUGAACAGCGACGAAGAAACAUACGAAUCGAAAGAACUCGAUUGCUUGUCCAAAGAAGCUUCCGAAGCAAUCAAGAAAAUCGAACUGUGCAUCUCGGCAUUUGAUAUAUGGGCAGAUCACUUGCACCAUUUCGAGGAGGGCAACAAUAUUUCCGCUCAGACCCGUUUUCGUGAUUUCGACACGCGCCAAAAUAAUUUUCUGUCCGAAUUUUCGAAUCAAAGGUUUGUCGAUUUGCCUAUUAUGACAUCAGCGGAAAAGACGAAUCCGCCGUAUUUGUUAUUGGGACAGCCUUUCAAGAUUGUCCAACCGACAACUAAACCAGUUUUCAGACAAUCGACGAAUAAUUAUAUCGUAGAUAACGUCGAAUCUUCUUAUCAUGGUUCGACUAUGGUGGCUCGUGGCAAAAACGAAUCGAAAAAGGCACCGCAAUACGACGAGAUUCCAACGAACAAAAGGGCAGCAAAGACUUAUAUACAGGAUCAAGAAUCGGAAUCUACAUCGUCCGACUCGUACUCAAACAGUCCGUACAGCGACAGCGAAGAAUAUUCUUCACCUGAUAAAACCCGAGAGCAGCUUCAGUAUGGGAGUACUACUUCAAGCACAAGCAGCGAAAUCGGGGCUUCGCUAACUUCACACAGUGGUGACACAAGCAACACCGAGGAGGAGGAUGAGUUUUACUCGUCCGAUAGCAGCGAUGCAGCAGCUCGUGAAGUAACUUCAAGCAGCAAAAGCGAGGGGUACUCAUCGUACCUGUCGGUGGGGCCCACGUCGAAGAAAUCGAGCCGUAAGAAACAAAUCGGAAUGUGGAGGAGCUUGAAAGACAGGCUGGCGGUUAUUUUCCACCACCACCACCACCACCACCACCAUCACCACGACGACUAUUGUGGUAAAGAUGGUCGCAAAAAGAUGAGCAGAAACAAAUCUCUACGCAAAGGGAGAGUCGAGAGUUUUAAAAGAGAGCACGAGGCGUACGGUGAAAAGGCGAGCAAAUCCGUCGUACGAGAAAAGAAGAAGAAUCAUUUUAACGGGCUCGUGGAAGGUCUGUUGAGGCACGUUCGAAACUCGAAGAAAGAGCCAACGAAGAAGAAGAAAAAACGAGGGAACGAGAAUGGUUGUCGGCAGUUAACGAAAGGAGGAGGGAAGAAGAAUUCGAAAAAGCCGUCACCCCAUUGGUUGAAAUUGAUGAAAUUGCACAGAGGAGGGAAGUUGACAAAUAAAGGUCUCGUGACGAUCGGUUUAGGUAAAAAGAAAGCCCGUUUAAAAGCUCUUCCGACAAUUAAAUGAGACUGUCAAAAAAACGGCUUCUCCGUUGGUAUAUUCGGUAAGUAAAUAUGUAUCGUUCUUUAUAUAAAUAUAUACAUAUCAACGAGCAGUGAAAUUACGGUUACGGUCGUAUUUACAGGAGGUAUAAUAUCACAUGUUGAAACAUCUUUAUUCAACCCAAUUUAUGUCGAACUCCUUGAGUUGCAUUUGCCA